Molecule: messenger RNA, 1848 nt
Organism: Oikopleura dioica
Lineage: Eukaryota; Metazoa; Chordata; Appendicularia; Copelata; Oikopleuridae
Source: the annotation of a GenBank genome assembly
AUGAAACAAUGCCUUGGCCUUUUAGGGCUGUUCAGCCCUGUCAAAAGUGGCUAUUUAACGAAUAAUUUUGUUGUCGAACUUCAACCUGAAUAUCUUCCUGAAACUCAAUCUCUUCUCAAGCGACAUGGAUUGGAAGUGCGAUCGGUUCCGGAUGGACUUCUUGGGGAGAAUACCUUUUUGCUCAAGCGAUCUGGCAUGCCAAAUUUGCUCAAGAAAAGCCAAGCAGAAAACUACAUGAGGGAACUUGCACGCGACUACAGAAUCCGCCGUACAUAUCCAAUGGAGCCUCUGAGGCGUGACAAACGCGGCAUGCGAGGGGAUACCUUUGAACCGGAUACACGGGCAAAGGGUGGCUAUCACGGUCAGGAUCCUCUGUGGAACGCUGAGUGGUACAUUCAAAACACCGGACAAGAUGAUGGAACACCUGGACUUGAUUUGAAUGUGACUCAUGUCUGGCAGCGGGGAUUUACUGGCAGAGGAGUUACAGUCGCGAUUCUCGAUGAUGGAGUUGAUUACAACCAUCCUGAUCUCUUCCCGAAUUACAGCCCGGAAGACUCGUGGGACUUCUCCGGCAACGACCCGUAUCCCUACCCCCGUUGGACUUCAAACGGCUUCAACAGCCAUGGAACCCGCUGCGCAGGUGAAAUCGCUGCCGUCGCUGACAAUGGAAUCUGCGGAGUCGGCAUCGCAUACAACUCGAAGAUCGCGGCAGUACGUAUGCUCGAUCAACCCUACAUGACGGAUGCGAUCGAAGCGAGUUCCAUGGGCUUUAGGCCGCAGAAUAUUGAUAUUUACAGCGCGUCCUGGGGGCCAACAGAUGAUGGAAAAACUGUCGAUGGUCCCCGAGAGCUCACCCUCCAAGCUAUGCGAGACGGAGUUAACAAGGGUCGAAAUGGAAAAGGCUCAAUCUAUGUGUGGGCAUCCGGAGAUGGAGGACCUUUCGAUGAUUGCAACUUAGACGGUUAUGCAAGCUCCAUGUGGACCAUCAGCAUUAAUUCGGCUGUCAACGACGGCGAGACGGCGAUCUACGACGAGUCCUGCUCCUCGAUCGUCGCAUCGACUUUUUCAUCGGGCAAGGUCGGCGCUCGAAGCAAUGCGGGCGUCGCCACCACUGAUCUGUAUGGCAAUUGUACAAUGAAGCACUCGGGCACAUCAGCCGCAGCGCCAGAAGCUGCUGGCGUAAUCGCGCUCGCCCUCGAAGCUAAUCCAGAUUUGACGUGGAGGGACGUUCAGCAUCUUCUCGUUUACACAUCAAAGAAGCGAACGCUUUCGGAUCCGCGACACCCUUGGCAGGUCAAUGGCGCUGGAUUCUUAUUCAACCAUCUUUUCGGGUUCGGAGUGAUCGACGCAGGAUCGCUAGUUGAAGAAGCUUUGAAAUGGAAAAAUGCGCCAGAGCGAAAAUCUUGCAUCGUUGGAGAAAUGGAGAUCGACAAAAUGACAUUUACAGGCGGCGAACCUGUAGAAAUGUCUUUCAAUACAGAUUCCUGCGCCGGAAAAAGCAAUGAAGUAAACUACAUCGAACACGUCCAAGCUUUCAUUUCCGUGAAAACAUCUCGACGCGGAGAUUUGGCGAUCAAUAUGACGUCUCCUAUGAGCACAACGUCAAAACUUCUCCAGCCGAGGCCAAGGGAUGACGAUAGCGUGGUUGGGCUGAACGAAUGGCCUUUCGUUUCGGUCCAGUUCUGGGGUGAGCGUUCCAGAGGAGAAUGGAAGGUGCGAGUCGCCUUGAGCGAAUUAACCCUGCAACAACAACAAGCCAAAGUCCUGAAAUGGAAGCUCGUCAUCCACGGAACCAAAGACCCCUGGAGUCACAUUCCGAGCCACAUGUCUGACAAAAUCAAAAGUUGA